Fonsecaea erecta is the source of this 1101-nucleotide messenger RNA. Its product is annotated as V-type proton ATPase subunit D. The coding region runs from base 1 to 1101 and encodes 366 amino acids. NCBI's taxonomy places the organism in Eukaryota, Fungi, Ascomycota, Eurotiomycetes, Chaetothyriales, Herpotrichiellaceae. Gene Ontology annotation, molecular function: proton-transporting ATPase activity, rotational mechanism. The record is from RefSeq and is a predicted model, not a curated record. The transcript is spliced from 4 exons. Gene Ontology annotation, cellular component: proton-transporting V-type ATPase, V0 domain; vacuolar proton-transporting V-type ATPase complex; fungal-type vacuole membrane. Gene Ontology annotation, biological process: vacuolar acidification; vacuolar transport; proton transmembrane transport.
AUGGAAGGUCUUCUGUUCAACGUCAACGGGGGUUAUUUGGAGGGUAUAGUUCGUGGUUAUCGCAAUGCUCUACUGACAGGCACGAACUAUGGCAACCUCACUCAAUGCGAAACGAUCGAAGACGUCAAGACGCAGCUAGGUCCAGCUUACGGCGAGGCGCUCUCGAAUCUUCCUCCAAACCCCUCGACAUCGGCCCUGGCCAGCAAAACUACCGAGAAACUCGUCUCUGACUUCAGAUACCUCCAAGGACAGGCGACAGGAUCGUUGGCAAAAUUCAUGGAAUACCUCACAUACUCAUACAUGAUUGACAAUGUGGCCCUCCUCAUUACUGGGACACUACACGAAAGAGAUACCAAAGAACUGUUAGAGAGAUGCCACCCGCUGGGUUGGUUUGAGACAAUGCCAGUUCUUUGCGUGGCCACCAACAUUGAGGAACUGUAUAACUCAGUCCUUAUCGAGACUCCUCUGGCUCCAUAUUUCAAAGGGAGUUUGAGUCAUCAGGAUCUGGACGAACUCAACAUUGAGAUCGUCCGAAACACCUUGUACAAGAACUAUCUGGAGGAUUUCUACCACUUCGUAAACACGGACCCCGAUAUGGCCAUGACCCCCACGGGGGAGAUCAUGUCUGAAAUCCUCGAGUUCGAAGCUGAUCGACGAGCUAUCAACAUCACCAUAAACUCCUUCGGGACAGAGCUGACCAAGGAACAGAGGAAGAAGCUCUACCCUGAGUUUGGGAAGUUGUAUCCGGAGGGAAUGCUCAUGCUGUCGAGAGCGGACGACCUUGAAGGUGUCGGACUUGCAGUUAGCGGCGUCGGGGACUACAAGCGAUUUUUCGAUGAGGUCGGAUUCAAUCAAACCAGCGGCGUGGGUGCUGGGAACAUGGCUGGAGGCUCAGGUGGGGAAUCCAAGUCUCUGGAGGACAUGUUCUACCAGAAGGAGAUGGAACUUUCCAAGAUGGUUUUCACUCGACAAUUUACCCAUGCAGUCAUAUACGCAUGGGUUAAGUUACGGGAGCAGGAAAUCCGCAACAUCACAUGGAUUGCCGAAUGCAUUGCUCAAAAUCAAAAGGAGAGGAUAGGGAACUACAUCAGUGUGUUCUAA